Molecule: messenger RNA, 663 nt
Organism: Amyelois transitella
Lineage: Eukaryota; Metazoa; Arthropoda; Insecta; Lepidoptera; Pyralidae
Exons: 1
Coding region: 1-663 (220 amino acids)
Source: RefSeq, a predicted model, not a curated record
AUGGUGUUGCUCAGCCCAUCAGUCGAGGCUCUGCGGGGACUGCUGAGGGUGUGCGAGACAUUCGCGGAGACUCAUGGACUCUCCUACAACACCAAGAAAAGUGAAGUCAUGGUGUUUAAUGUUGGUCGUAAAACCACUGAUUGUCCACAGCAUAUAGCCACCCUUCGUGGGAUCCCGUUGAAGCGCGUCACCCAGUUUAAAUACCUGGGUCAUAUUGUCACUGAAGAUCUAAGUGACAAUUUAGACAUGGAAAGGGAGCGUAGGGCGCUGGCGGUCCGAUGUGGCGUGGUGGCCCUCAGGUUUGCUAAGUGUAACGCCGAGGUCAAGGUAACUCUGUUCCGUGCAUUUUGUCAGACCUUUUAUACGUGCAGCCUGUGGGUUAACUAUACUGCGCGAGCCGCGGGUGCCCUGAGAGUCCAGUACAAUAAUGCUUUCAGGGCGCUGAUGGGACUGCCUCGAUUCUGCAGCGCGUCGGGGAUGUUUGCGAAUGCUAAUGUAGAUGACUAUUACGCAAUCAUUCGUAAACGGACGGCUUCCCUGAUGCGUAGAGUCCGGUGUAGUCCCAACGGCGUCAUGAACAUUAUUGCAAAUAAACUUGAGAGUCCAAUUUGGGUACAUUGGUAUGAACUGCAUGUGUCCAACAAUGUUGGAUUGGAGAAGUAG